AACCGAGAUUCAGGAUUUGUGAUUUCACCGAAAAAUUCGAAUUCAUUUUCAAUAUAAGAUUUUCUGUACACAAGAAAAAGAGAGAAAGGGCACAAUUAGCUGAAAGAAAAAGGUAAAUAAUGGCGUCGUCAAGGGGAGCAGGAAGCCAGCAAGUGAUUCGAAUGGCGGACUUGGAGAUGAUGAGCUUGGAUCAGCUCAAAGCAGUGAAAGAACAAGCUGAUAUUGAAGUCAAUCUAUUACAAGACAGCCUCAACAACAUCCGCACCGCCACCGGCCGCCUAGAGAACGCCUCCGCCGCCCUCCACGACCUUUCCCUCCGCCCCCAAGGGAAGAAAAUGUUGGUUCCUCUCACUGCUUCGCUCUAUGUUCCGGGCAUACUUGACGAUGCCGACAAGGUUCUCGUUGAUAUCGGCACUGGAUACUUCGUUGAGAAAACUAUGGCCCAAGGCAAAGAUUAUUGCCAGCGUAAGAUCAACUUACUGAAAUCCAAUUUCGACCAACUCAUUGAGGUUGCAUCCAAGAAGAAAACAUUAGCUGAUGAAGCUGGAGUAGUUUUACAAGCAAAAAUAAAGCAGUUAUCUCCUUCAAGUUAGGAAUUGCAUGACCUCGGAAGUAUCUUAUUAUCAUUGAGUUCUGAAGAUGCUGCGAAAAGGAUUGCUUAGAACUUCAUUGUUGGUGAUGUUAAACGUUAUCUUCUUAAUGCUUUCAUUUUUUAUGAUAGGUAGAAAUGAUGAUCUUUCCAAUUCAUAAUCUAUAGUGGCCGGUUGUUUAGAGAUGCAUAAUUGGUUAUUUCUAACAAUUUUAUACUUCCGACAAGUUUCUGAAUAUUUUGUGAUGUUAAAUUAAAGAAGUUAUGUUGUGGUA
Molecule: messenger RNA, 864 nt
Organism: Hibiscus syriacus
Lineage: Eukaryota; Viridiplantae; Streptophyta; Magnoliopsida; Malvales; Malvaceae
Product: probable prefoldin subunit 5
Exons: 4
Coding region: 120-593 (157 amino acids)
Biological process (GO): regulation of DNA-templated transcription; protein folding
Cellular component (GO): prefoldin complex; cytoplasm
Source: RefSeq, a predicted model, not a curated record